Messenger RNA from Durusdinium trenchii, 2877 nucleotides. The record is from the annotation of a GenBank genome assembly. NCBI's taxonomy places the organism in Eukaryota, Dinophyceae, Suessiales, Symbiodiniaceae.
AUGCCGCCCGCGACUGACGACGAUGAUUUGACCACAUGGAAUGCUUUCAGAGGUGCUGUUGACCGAGGCGACUUGGAAGAAGUCAACGAGAUGCUCGAAAAUGGAUGCAAUCCCUACCAGAAGGUCAGUGGCGACGGCGCAAAUUGGACCGUGCUAAUGCUGGCAGCUAAUGCUGGGCAUGAGGAGCUGGUGCAAAAGUUCAGCAAAGGUGGAAAAGGAGUGAGUGAGAAGGAUUCCCACGGAUUUCAGGCAAUGAUGCUUGCCGCUUUGAAGGGCCAUACCGGAGUUUGUCGCACUUUGUUGGAAAGGAAAGCCGAUUGCAAUGCUUCCAAUGAAUACGGUGAGACACCCUUGAUGAUGGCGGCCGCAAUGGGCCACAACGAUGUCGUCUCGAUGCUCUUGGCUGCCAACGCCGACGCCAAUGCCUGCGACGGAAAUGCCAUGAGUGCGGUGAAGAAAGCCUCCCGCUGGGGCCACGUGGAUUGCCUCCGGACACUCCUGCCCAAGGUGAACCAAGACCCGCGGGAGAUGAAACAUUGCCUUCUCUUCGGGAAGCUCUAUGACCACCCAGAGGUCAUGGCCGAGAUUCAAAAGGUCUUGGAGCCUGAAGAAGAGGCUGAUUUGCCUCAGGCGAAAGCCCAGCAAGUGCUGAUCCUGCGGCGUUUGGAGGGUCCCGCACUCAGCUGGUGCGAUCUUGGGAGGGUUGACCAUGCCACGCCACGGGGCUGGCUGCCAUGCUCGUUGCUUUCGGCUCAGGAAAAGGUGCUUGGCAGACGCGGUGUGCCGCCGCUGGAUCGUUUGCACCCCACGAUGAUCCGCUGUGGGGACCUUUACAAGCCCACCGACGCCUCGGCGGAGCGGAUCGACGACUUCAGCGAGUGCAGCAUCUCCGAGCAUCAUUGCGUAGCGCAGCGGAAGCUUCACUGUCAAAGACCGGAGCGACUGCCAGCGGGACCACUGGAGCUUCAGAGCUUGACGGGCACUUGGUACAUCACCAAAGGUUGGAACAAGCUCUUCGAUUGCUUCGACUGCCAGGUGCAUCACUUUAGCCUUCAAGGAGGGCCAAAGCCCCUGCAGGGGGAUCUCAAGUACUCUGUGAAGAAGGACUUGAACUGCACGGGAACGGUGUCACACUGCGAGUACCUCCCCCGGGAGGUUCAUCAAAGCUUUGCACAAGACCCUGCAAAUCCGAUGCAUCUCAUCAAUCACAACAACUCAGCCAAGGAGAUGCACUACAUGGACGAUUGGUAUGUGCUCGCUGCCCGGCCAGACGUCUACUCAUUGAUCUACUAUUGCGGCUGCAAUGACGCGGUUUGUGGCUAUGCAGGCUCUGUACUUUACACACGCAGCCCACACUUUGAGGACCUUGCCCCGCAGGAUGUGGCCGAGAUCAAAGGAGCGAUCCUUGCGUCCGGUGUCUCCGACUUCACUUUUGAUGGCCUAUGCAGUGUGGAGUCUGCCAUGACAGUGGGGAGCUCAAGUUCGGCCAUCCUUCCCACCACCGUCAGUGCUGAGUCUUCGAUGGGUGCUGUACGAGAUCUGCAGAUGCUGCGGAAGCGCCCCACCGGGCCAAGCAAGGUCGUCCUGUCCUCCAGCCGCCGAGUGGAUCGACCCGAAGUCGAAGACUUCGAACAGGUGAAGCAGACGGUCCCCCCAGAAGCAUUGAUCGACGCGGAGAGUGGGCGGCAGCUCAAUGCGAUCAUGCGGCAGAUGGGUUCGGACGAGAUCGGCUACCCCACAAACGUGGCGGCUGACCUGAAGACGGGCGUGAAGAAGGUGCAGCACCGACAUGUGGGGGAAGCCAAGCCUAUGGAGGCUGAUGGGAGUUGCUCCCACCAUCUUCUAGUGAGAGAUGGAAACAGCAGUGACUGUAUCCUACCACAACGCAUCGAUGUUGGGAAGCACUUCAUCAUGACAGGCGGUCCUGAAGCCAUUCGAGAGCCCUAUGAAGACAUGAUCUCUAGGGUGUCCUCCUUUGGCAGAUAUUUGUUUAAUCUACAGGACUUGCCGGUGGUGGAGAAGCUCUUCGAAGAUGAGAAGUUCCAACACUUUGCGAAGAGCGUCUGCCCCAAAGAGAAGCAAGUUUUGGACCCCUUCCAGUUCAACUUCAUCCUCUCGGUCCCGGGCCAAACCGUGGCGCUUCAUCUGGAUGCACCUUACUUCCUUGGUGCCACGCGCUUUCAGGUGCCUCAGUGGUUGUUGGCGGUGAUGGUCUUCAGCGGGCUCUUCCAAGAGCGCUUUGUGGAUCAGGUCCAGGUGGUGGGAUACUUACACGAUCAGAUGGCUGUGGAAGAUCAAAGCGCUGGAGGCUUGUUCCUCUACUACGACGAGAACUCCGCGACUCCCAAGAGCUUCCCCUCCAGUCCGCUCUCGGGGAUCUCGGUGGAUGGGAGCAAGACGCUCCAUGCAGCUGGGGUCUUCAAGCCAGAGGUCAAGACGCCCUUCCUGGACAAGGACAAAGACAAUGCCUUGUUCUAUGUGGGCGAUGAGCUUUGGGAGCUGCGCAGUGAGGGUCAGGUGCUCCAGAGCUACAACUCUUCAGAGCUGCGGAUGACCAUCGUCUACAGGGCACGCUGCUUCACCUCAGAGGAGGAGAGACAAAGAUAUCUAAAGCAAGCUCCAGAAGAUUUGCUGAGCCUAGACGAGAUUUUGGAGAAGCUGAAGGAGGACUUGGUCAAGCGGAGGAGGUUAUCAAGGGAUCAGGCCGCAUCCAUGGACCGCCUCGACUUGGCGGUGAUGCUGCUGGACACUUACAUCAAGUAUCCACUUCCCGACUUGCAACAUGCCAAAGUUCCUCUGAACUAUUGCGCUCUUCCGCGUCGAGCUGGCCAAUUUCGCCACCUGCUCACUCGACUCUUGAGCCCCUUCUGCGGGUGA